ACAUCCUCUCUACUCACACCUACCGUUCUUGCUCCAACAGAACAAGCAGAAAGAGAAGAGAAAAAAUUUUCCAUGGAAAAUGAAACAGAAACAUCAACGAAUCAUCAUAAUCUCUCAAACAAGUCGGCUUCUACUACUUCUGGAUCGUACUUACCUUCCGAUGGAGUUGAAAUGCGAAGCUUCAGAUCAUACCUUCGAUGGGUUUAUGUCGAUCAUUCAAACAUCUGCAGAACAUCUCUGUCAUGGUCUCUCUUCUUCUUCUUGGCCUUCCUCGUCCCUCUUCUCUCACACUUCCUCUUAGCUUGUUCCUCCACCUGCGACGCCGAUCACUCUCGUCCCUAUCACAUUCCGGUUCAGAUUUCUCUCUCCGUCUUCGCGACGCUCUCGUUUCUCAGUCUCUCUCGCUGGGAUAGCAAGUAUGGAAUCCGCAAGUUUCUCUUCAUUGAUAAAGUCGGCGACGAGAGUCACAAGAUCCGGCGAGGCUACGCCGAGCAGCUUCAGAAAACCAUGAAGCUCAUUUUGCUUUGGGGGCUACCUUGUUUCCUAGCAGAAAGUGGGUACAAAGUAUGGUGGUACAUCUCAGGAGCACAUGAAAUACCAUACUAUGGUGAUCUAUACAUUAGUGACAUGACAUUGUUCAUACUUGAGUUACUUUCAUGGCUGUAUCGAACCUCCAUAUUCUUCCUAGUUUGUGUCCUCUUUCGUCUCAUAUGUUACCUUCAAAUCCUGAGGCUUGAAGAUUUUGCUCAAGUGUUUCAGAAAGAAACAGGAGUUGGAUCAAUAUUAAUGGAGCAUCUAAGAAUGAGAAGAAACUUGAGGAUUAUUAGUCAUCGUUUCAGAGGAUUUAUUCUGGCUUCUUUGAUUUUGGUCACUGCUAGCCAACUCAUAUUUUUGCUCCUCACUACCAGAACUGGUGCUGAUGUUGAUAUACUUAAAGCUGGCGAACUUGUGUUAGUGUCAAUUACUCUUGUGAGUGGGCUUUUCAUAAUGCUGAGAAGUGCUACGAAGAUAACACAUAAAGCUCAAUCUGUGACAAGCCUUGCAGCGAAGUGGCACAUCCUUUGCACCAUAAACUCAUUUGAUAACAUUGAGGAUAAUGGAGAGACACAGCAUGUGGAAGCUUCAUCAGCUCAAGCUUUUGCACUCACUACAACUAGUUGGGGAUCAGAAGACGAUGAGUUAGGAGAUGAGGAGGAUGAAUUAGAUAACACAAAAUUGCUUCCCAUAUUCACACAUACUGUCUCCUUCCAUAAGAGGCAAGCUUUAGUGACGUACAUGGAAAAUAAUAGGGCAGGAAUCACAAUGUUCGGAUUCAUGCUUGAUAGAAUGUGGCUUCACUCUAUUUUUGCCAUCCAGUUAGCCCUCUGCCUUUGGCUACUUAACAAGACAAUUGGUGUUUAACCAUCUCUCUACUUCAUACAAGCUAAUAUAUGUAUGUAAUUUUAAUUUGAUGCAGGUAACCAAGUUAUAUAUUAAUUUUCUCUUUUAGAAGAAAAUUUAAACCUCUUAGAAAAAUUAAGGUGAAUUAGUUAGUUAAAAUAGGCUCUAUAUAAAAAAUCUUAGUAUGAAUGUUUAGGUGUGAUGGGAUGUGGAGUCCCUACCUUGUAGAAAAGAGUUAACUUGGAUAUCUCUCAUAAGCCCGCAAGUGUUUAGGGCUGAUCACUCUCCAAAGAAAAAGUGUUGAUUGUUUCUCCUGUAUUGCAAUGCUGAAUGUUUGAUAAUAAAAUUUAUUAUAGGUUUAUUAUCA
Molecule: messenger RNA, 1747 nt
Organism: Neltuma alba
Lineage: Eukaryota; Viridiplantae; Streptophyta; Magnoliopsida; Fabales; Fabaceae
Exons: 4
Coding region: 73-1401 (442 amino acids)
Source: RefSeq, a predicted model, not a curated record